AUGACCCUGACCUCCAUGGGGAAAAGUAGUCAAGCCACAGAUGUGAAGUUGUGUUUGAGGCUGCAGAAGGUCAUAUACUUCUGUGAAAUUGAAGAAAGCCGUUUGAGUGCCGGCCCUUCAAAGAGCACCGUUUCAGCCUGUGCAGAUGGUGAGGCCUUGGCAGAAGAGGAUAAAAAGCCGUCAGAUAAUUGGGUAGAUGUGGAAGAGGCUCAGCAUUGUACACAACCCAAGACCUGUCCAGAUGGCAAAGCUGUGGUUGUUGAAACAGAUAAACAGCACCUAAUGCUUGCAGCAGAAAGGCUUGAAGAACCAGAACUUAUUGACAAUGCAGCUUUGAAAACCAUUAAAGAGUCCAACAUGGGAUCUGAGGGACCCGAAGAGGCAGAACAAACAAAAGUGGACAAAGUUCCAAGCUCUAAUAAAGCUGUUAGGUUCCAGCUGCCUCCCAAGACAAUAAGAUCUUCUGAAGCUGAUGAUUCACAGGCCUCGUUUUUUGAGAUUGACGUCCUUGGAGAAUGUUGUGUCAGCACUUUUAUGAAUACUCGUCACUCUGAGAGUUGGAUUGGCAUCACAGAUGAUUGGCUUCUUCAGAAGCAAAUUCUGAAAGAAGGACAAGGGAAAGCUACCAGACCUGAUGUUGGCCAAGAGGUCACCAUAAAGCUGCUGGGAGUGCUGGAAGAUGGGACUAUUAUAGACAGGGACCCAAAGCUUACUUUUCUCCUUGGAGAUGGUGACGUUAUUCAGGCCCUUGAAUAUUGUGCAUUCUCAAUGCAAUUGGAUGAAAUUGCUCUUGUAAUUUCCGAUGGACAGUAUGCCUAUGGUCACAUAGGGAGGGCUCCCGAUAUCCCUCCAGAUGCAACAGUGAUAUACGAAAUCCAGCUGCUUGAUGUCAGAAAUGCUCCAGACACAAAACAGCUGUCACCUUCAGAAUGCAUACGGAUCUGUAAACAGAAACGAGAGCGUGGAAACUACCACUUCCAGAGAGGUGACUACCACAGCGCUGUGAAGUCAUACAACCUUGCGCUGGACAUCCUGAGUAUUUCCUCAGAACUUAAACCCAGUGCUCAGGAAGCAGAAGAGUUGCAGGAAGAUGGGCUAAAGUGUCUCAAUAACUUGGCAGCUGCCCAGCUGAAGUUGAACCUCCAUGAAGAAGUGAUUGCUUCCAGUAACGCUGUGCUGCGCCUGGAUCCCAACAAUGUGAAAGCUUUGUUCAGGAAAGGAAAGUUGUUAUCAGAACAGGGUGACUACAAAGGUGCAAUGGAGACACUCAAGAGAGCACUGAAACUUGAACCCAGCACAAAGGCCAUUCACGCAGAACUCUCCAAACUAGUUAAGAAGCAGACUGGCCAGACACAACCCCUGAAGGAAAAAGUCAGUAGUCGGCAUAAGAGUGCAGUGAAGCCCUUGACAUCUCUUCCAACUGCGCAAGAGUCAUCCUCGGCUGUCCCAUGGAAAUGGCUUUUUUGGAUCUGCGAUGGUGGCCAUUGGAUGUGUGGUUACCACUGUUGUGUUGGCAGCAAGAGACCUAACUGACAGCAGACAGACAAGGACGCACA
This is a messenger RNA of Pristis pectinata (smalltooth sawfish), 1556 nucleotides long. It is a transcript of the gene fkbp16, whose product is annotated as FKBP prolyl isomerase 16. Gene Ontology annotation, molecular function: peptidyl-prolyl cis-trans isomerase activity; protein binding. The record is from RefSeq and is a predicted model, not a curated record. Bases 1 to 1533 code for a protein of 510 amino acids. The transcript is spliced from 9 exons. NCBI's taxonomy places the organism in Eukaryota, Metazoa, Chordata, Chondrichthyes, Rhinopristiformes, Pristidae.